AAAGAACUAUAAUGGUUCAGGAAUCCUCUCUUUAUUGCGUGCCUUGAUGAUAUCCAGAAUUAAUACAUGAGAGAUACCAUUGCCCGGCCUAGCUCCUCUUGAAUUCGCAUCCUAUAUAUAUAUAUGGCUGUUUGAUCUAUAGCUUCUUAAGACCAACACCAUCAAAGCAGCAAUUCAAAAAUGAGCAAUUCAAGCAUAUCCAGAGGAGGGAGCCUUAUGGGGGCGGCAACGAUGAGCAAUAACGUCUGCCUUCCACCAAGAUCCAUUGGUGGUUAUACAGGUGACCUGAUAGGGGCAAGAGCGAGUUGCGGUGUUCCAGUCCCACGUAGCUUUGUUAAUGGUUACAACUACCCAUGGAUCCAUGGGUGCUCUUCUUUCGGUCCUUCCUUCAGGUCAAAUAUCCCUCCACAACAAUCCAUGCAAGGGAACUACACGGGGGCAAAUACGAGUCUUAACCCAGAAAGUGGCCUUUUAGGAGCAGAAUUGAGUUAUCAGACUCCUUACAAUAAUUCAAUGUAUGCUGCCUUCCAUUACUCCAGCAAUGCUUAUCCACUUUCUGGAUACCCAGAAAAUGAUCUUAUAGGAGCACAAAUAAGCAAUCAUACUGCUCACCCCAAUUAUCCAACAUAUGUUGGCGUCCAGCCCAUCAAUACUCAUCCAGUUCCAACAGUUGGGUGGGCUUCCAGGAUCAGAAAUGAGUUUUCAGAACGUGACCUUUUAGGAGCACAAAUAAGCAAUCAUACUGCUCGCCCCAAUUAUCCAACAUAUGUUGGCGUCCAGCCCAUCAAUGCUCAUCCAGUUUCUACAGUAGGGUGGGCUUCCAGGGUCAGAAAUCAACUUGGGAGUAGCUAAUAUAUAAGUCUCUAGGGUUCUUAUAGUUGCGAAAAAAAAUAAAUGAUGGAGAUGUAUUCAAGAGUGAAAUUUUAAGAGAAAGAAAGGAUCAGUGGUUCUGGUUAAGAGGUUUACUGGUGCGGGUUUAUGCAAGAGUUUAUGGAAGAUCAUAAUAUGUGGUGUACUGUGGGUUCUAUUUAUUAUAUUAAAUGUAAUAAUUUCAGGUCAAAAUCUUAAAUUUUCAGAUAUUGUUUGGAUGUUAAGGCAUGUUUAUUUUUUGAAUUUUCUUAAUGUUAACGUAUUC
Messenger RNA from Populus trichocarpa (black cottonwood), 1135 nucleotides. RefSeq lists its product as uncharacterized. The record is from RefSeq and is a predicted model, not a curated record. Bases 181 to 852 code for a protein of 223 amino acids. The transcript is spliced from 2 exons. Lineage: Eukaryota; Viridiplantae; Streptophyta; Magnoliopsida; Malpighiales; Salicaceae.